UUUGCUCGUAGCGACAGUCAAGUUUUUGCUUUGACAGCGAACGGACACGGUUUUUUGAGAGUAGGUGUGAAUUGUAAAAUAUCGCUGUGAGUGUGUGUAUGCUUGUAAAAAAGUUACAGCAACAAGAAAUUGGUGUAAAUGAAAACAUUCUAAGAGAAUAACGAAAAUUCAUUACAAUUGCCUAUGCAGUUUCGCACGUGUUUUCACAAUAGAGAAAAAUAGUUGGCAAAAAGUACAAAAUUGAUUUCUUAUUUUUGGCUAAUACAGUGCCAAUAAGCGCGGCCAUUUUUUCUUUGCGUAGUUUUUUGUGUGCAGUACUUGUAUGUGUGUGCGUACUUUUCGUAAUACAUGCGACGGUGUGCCGAAAACAAAGGAUGAAUGUAGAAGAAAAUUGAAGAAAAAAAUUGUGUUGAAGGAGGAGCGGUAAAAAAUAACAACAAGAAGAAAAAAUAGUGUCGGUUGUGUUUUCAUUUGCACUGUGGCUUGUGUUUGUACGUAUGUGCGCACUGACCGUAGUUGUUGAAUGCUCCAAAAGUGAAGAAGAGUAGGUAUAGAAAUUGCUAUAAACAACAGCACCCACAUCAGAAGUGCUUAUUCGUAAACAUUGUUGCAAACACUAUGACAAAAUCGCAAAUACUAAACAAAAUAAAUAAUGCAAUAACAGCAACAUUGGAAAAUUAAUAAUUAACACUUCGGUAACGCGAAAAUAUUUUAAAACGUAGAAAACAAAGUCGCGAAAACUCACUACUUAGUAGCGUCUUUAAAAAAGUAAAAAAUAUUGAUGCGAUUGUGCCAUUGUGUCAAACCGUUCGAAUAAUUAAAAAACGAUAAGAGUCCUCAUACAUUGCAAUUGUGCAUCAAACAUUAAUUUUACUUGGUGAACGAACAAUUGAUGUAAAUAUAAAAGUGCGCGCCAACGCGUGGUCUUUGACAAUUGAGCUGCUGCUGCCAUUAUUAAAAAAUAAAUUCCGCUGACAUCGGCGGUUACCGAAUUGACGAAAUUAAUUGGCUGGCGCCAUCAAUCGAUCAAAAAAUACGCGAAACGAAAUUUGCUGCAGUUUUUUACCAACCACUCUUCGCAUAACACUCCUACCACAUAACGGCUUCAACUGACGGCUGCGUAACGCACACAUUAUACUAUUACAACAAUACUACAGCGGUGUGACACACAACGCCGCGUUCAAAGAAAUGGCCGAAUUACCCGCUCCCCCAAGUGAUUAUCUCCACCGUUCGAUCGAUCAGCUGCGUUCGAUGAACGAACGCAAUGUCCUCUCCUCACUAAGCCAUCAUCUGACACCGGUGGAAUUGCGCAAUGCCGCACAGUUGGCGGCACACGAUUACAAACCAUUUAAUAUCAAUGAAUUUCGUCAGAAUGUUGAGCGUUUAGAUUAUUCGUUGAAGAAUGGUCUUAUACACCAACAGCAGCAGUUGCUCGCUGAUCAUCAGCAGCAGCAGCAACAACUCCAACAACAGCAAGCGCAUGAACAACAACAGCAGCAACAUCAUCAGCAACAACAACAACAACAACAGGCGGCUCAUCAACAGCAGCAGCAGCAACAACAACAACAGCACCAACAGCUGCAGCUUAAACAAUCGUAUAGUCCGCCAAAUUCACCGGCCACACCCACCAUGACCGAACAACCCGAGCAGAAGUAUGAUCCACAUGCUGCUGCUGUCGAACAACAACAACAACAACAACAGCAACAACACACCAUCAAUCAGAAGCAACAACGUAACCAACAAGGCUCCCCUGAAGGCCGUGACGCCAAGCCCUACAAAUGUACGCAAUGCACAAAAACCUUCGCCAAUUCCUCCUACCUCUCACAACACACCCGCAUCCAUCUGGGCAUCAAGCCAUAUCGUUGUGAGAUCUGCCAACGCAAAUUCACACAGCUGUCGCACCUGCAACAACACAUCCGCACACAUACAGGAGAUAAACCAUACAAGUGCCGCCAUGCCGGCUGCCCCAAAGCCUUCUCGCAACUCUCCAAUCUGCAAUCGCACUCUCGUUGCCACCAAACGGACAAACCAUUUAAAUGCAACUCCUGCUACAAAUGCUUCACCGACGAAUUAACGCUGCUCGAGCACAUACCCAAACACAAAGACUCGAAGCACUUGAAGACGCACAUCUGCAACCUGUGUGGCAAGUCGUACACACAGGAGACUUACUUGCAGAAACAUUUGCAAAAACACGCCGAAAAGGCGGAGAAGCAACAGCAACGACAGGCUAGCGCAACAAGUAAUGCGCAACACCAUGUACCUGCCGGCGGUAUCGGCCUCAAUUUGCAGCGACAGGUGGUGAUGAAUGCUGCCGCAGCGGCUGCAACUAGUGAUCCCAAUUCGUAUUGGGCGAAAGUGGGUGCUGAUAGUGGCGUGAAUGCUGCCACACUCGCUGAAGCUAUACAACAGCAACAGCAGCAAGCUGCCGCUGCAGCAGCUGCAGCCGCCGCGGCUGCGCAACAACAGCAACAACAUGCUCAGAAUGGCUACAACUUCGCGGCACUGCAACAGCACCAACAACAGCAGCAGCAGGAACUAUUACAACACCAUCAGCGGCUGGUGAAUGGUGGAGCGGGCAGUGGUGGCGAUAGCGCUGGCAGCGGCAACACGCCGAAUCACUCACACUCGCCCAACGAGGAGGGUGAGGACCUGGUGAUGCGCCAAACUCCGCAACAUCUCCUACAACAACAGCAGCAACAACAACAACAGCAUCAGCAUCAACAGUCACACUCACCCAAUCCACUGCUAAUGGGCAAUGCAGCGGCAGCAGCAGCGGCGGCGGCCGCAGCUAACUACGACGUGAAAACAACCAGCGCCUUUACGCCCAUCAACACGGCGCCACCACAUUUGAAUGCGCUGGCUGCACAACAACGUCCACCCGCCGCCGCAGCGUACCUGUACCAGCAGAAUGCCGCCGCAGCCGCCGCUUUCCCAACACAACUUAUCUCAUUGCACCAGAUACGCAACUAUGCGCAUCAGCCCAGCGCAGCGGCGGCAGCGGGGCUAUUGGCCAGCGAUCACCUGCUCGGUUUGACCGGUGUAACCGCGGGCGGUGCCGGCAAGGAUAAGGGCCAAUAGUACGCCGCACUGCACAGCGGUGAUGGCAACAGUAACGGCAGGUAUGGUAAUAAGUUCAAAAAGUCGAAGAAACGGGUACACGAACGUGCACGUGAUCGCAGUUGAUUUAUCCGAGACGCUUAGCCGCAAGGGCAGGGAGUUAGUUGCAUAUCGGCAGGAGGGCGCGCAACGACCCUAUGCAUGUUUGAUAAAGUGAGCUCUCAGUGCGCACACAUGGAAUGGCAGUGCUACAACUGCAAUAACAACAUCAAAUACACAACAACAAACAACACUAAAAACUCAGGUUUUAAUGAUAAUUUCAGCAAAGCGAUAGAACGGAGAACGAAAAUUACACAAAACUUCGAAGAAAUUAAACAUUAGUUAGAAUGAAUUGGGGUAAAAAAAUUUGUGUACACUUAUAAAAACAACAUAUAUUUACUAGUGUCUUAGCUCUGCGAAUUUUUCAACGCUACUUCCUCUCAACUUUAUAUUAUGCAGUGAAAUUUCUCAUAACGGACAGUCUUCAUAGUCGGAAAUCUCCCAUAACUGGACGAAUUUGAUAAACACAACCUUUUCAUUAAUAUUUUCAUACAAAACUAGUUUUUAUACCGUACGUCUAGUAUUUAUUUUGGUAAUAUUUCGUUCAAAUGUUGGUUCCACGGAAACUAAUUGGAUAAUUUUCAUUCAUUCACUGCUGGCUGACAUUGGCUCUCAUUUAUUUGUUCAAUAAAAAUUUUGUUCUGAGUUGCAGCUUCUGACUCUAAGAAUAAUUUUAAACACACGUUUUUGUCCAUGCCCUCAUAUAUGGACAGCUUCGUUAGCCGGAUAAAAACACUGCGACCGUAGGUGUCUGGUUAUGCGAAAUUUCACUGUAUAUGGUUGCUUACAAGUGCAAAUAUGCAUUUGUAUAUGUCUGUAUAAAUGCAAUAGGAUGCCUAAAUCUUUUGCACGUUUCUAUGGCAAGUGCUUCUCAUACUCACUGUACUGCUACCUGUAAAUUCACUCGUUUUAUACCCAGAUGUUGCUUCUUCUAUUUUUUCUCUCAUUUAUACUACGCCUGCGCGCCUUGACAGUAUACAAAAUCUACAAAUUGUAGUUCAUAAUUAUAGUAAUUAAAAGUAGUUAUCGAUUAGUUACCCGUCUAGCAAUUAGGUAAUCGUAUUAUAGUAAAAGUAGUUUGAUAAGCCGAAUUUACUUUAUUCAGUAAGAAACAGCUAAGGUUAAGAAUUGUGUAAUUGCAGACAAAAGUAUAUCUUUGUAUGUAGUUUAUAUACAUUUGUAUGUGUAUGUACAUAUAUUUGAUUUUAGUUUUUUUAUCACAAAUAUUUUUUUAUGCGGUGUCCAUUUUAAACUUCUUAAAGUUUUGUUAAACAAAAUAAUAUAUUUUAACUCCUUUGUAAAAAUGCUAAAACUUUUUAAUUGUAUGUAUGUAUGUAUAUGCAAUAAGUAUUGAAUAAGCUUCUGUAGUCAAUUAAGUGAUUGCAUCCUUUGUAGCAACGAAUUUAUGAAUCUCAAUAAAAUUUCACAGCUUUUCAUAUAAUAUAUAUGUAUGUGUAUGUAUAUUUUUUUGGAUUUCUUAUUAUACUAUUUUGAUUAUUUACAAACGACCUGUGGGUCUAUGCAUGUCGUGACAACAUAUUUUGAUUAUUCUCUUUGUUGUUUAUAUUGACUCUCAAAUGUUAGAUAUCAAGAAAAUAAAGUAAUUAAAUAACGCAUUAAACCAAAAUUAUUUUAUUUUUACCAAGCAUUUGCGUCAGAGUGGCAAGACGAUUUAAAAAUAAAUACAAAUUUUUGAUUGCUACAAAUGUAAUUAUUUCGAACUGUAUGUACAUAAAUAUGUAUGCUGAGUAAUGACGACAGGCAUAUUGUGUCAAAACAACUAUGUACGUCGAAAGUUUCUCUAUAGGUUUGUUUCAUAACUGCUUGUAGUUAUCAGGAAGAACAAGAAUGCAAGUUAUUCUCCCAAACAGCAAAUUAGUAGUUCCCUCUUACGCUCCUAACUUGUGUUCUCUUCUGCUACUUUUUUUGGAUAAAGAAACGCUAGAGUGAUAGCAGUUAUGAAAAAAUCAUUUCAUCGUUUUCAAAUUAUUGGGGCAAAGUUUUGGUAUGCAUUUUUUAAACUCUUGUUUUAUGAAUUAUAAUUUGUGUUUGAAUAUACUCGUAAAAGAAAUAUUAACUUUAAAGCCGAGCUGUCCAAGGUGUUCGAUAUUUUGCUAUUUGAGGAACAUACAUACAUAUACCAUAUAUAAUAUAUAUGAUAUUUUUAUUCUUCGAAGAAUUCGAAUUCUGGAUAAAGAAAGGAAAGGGUUUUAUAAUAAAGGGGUUUUCAAUAAGGGUGCUACUAUUCCUGUGAAAGUACAUUUUAUUCUCGAACUCGAUCUUUUGCGUGGCCACCACGGGCACGGGCAGAAGUCCAGACGCUAAACCCAAAUUUCGACGGCUUUCAAGCAUAAAUCGGCCGAUACGCAAUGUCACGUCUGAUAUUCCUAAGAAGUUCAUCAAUCGUCACUAGCUUGUUGGUAUAGACCAUAGACCUGAGUCUAACGGCGUUAAAUCGCACGACCGAGCCGGCUAAUUGCCCGGGCCAUUUCAUAAGAUAACACGUUCACCAAAAUUGGUUGUCAAUAAAUCGAUUCUGACUUGUGACGCCGUCCUGUUGGAACCGCAUAUUGUCCAUGUUCAUAUCAUCUAAUUCGGGCCAAAAAUAUUCGGUUAACAUUGAGCGGUAGCGAUUCCCAUUCACAGUAAUGUGCCGGUCUUGAUCAUCACGGAAGAAGUACGGCCCAAUGGCGCCGCCGACCCAUAAACCGCACCAAACCUUAAUUUUUUUUUUUAAAUCCCGCUCUUAAAGUUGAGGCCACUGACUCUUAACUUCGAUAGUAAAUUUUAAUAAGUAAAUAGAGUAUUACUCGUCGGAUCGUAUAUCUUUUCGUGAUGAAAUGUCACAACUGCGGGAAAAAAUAUGGUUUGCUGUCCCUAUUGAUUUACUUUUAUUGUACGCUAUUGAAAAAUCCUAUUCAUGAAGAUUUUGAGAUCCCUUGCUAUUGAGGGUGAUAACUUUCUCUUUGAGAACAAGCACAAAAACGCAAAUAUCUCAAGCAGUAGCUCUUAAUUUCAUCUACAAUGCGGAGUAUUUUUCAUAUUGAACAGCUUGCUUGAUCCCAUAACUAGGCAACGCUUGUUUGCAUAUAACGAACAUCCAUAUUUCUUAAAUUAUAAAUUUACCUUGUGUUUUAACAACUCCGUGUCAAUGUGAUACAUAAGUUUUGACACAAUAUUCCUGCACAUACAUAUAAGCAUUGUUCUCAUUUAAGGGGUUACACUGGUUUCCUCACACAAAAAACAGCAUAUUUCCGAUAUUUUUUCAUAUAAAAAAUGAAAUACUUCAUUCAAACUUUUUA
Messenger RNA from Bactrocera dorsalis (oriental fruit fly), 6458 nucleotides. RefSeq names its product zinc finger protein squeeze. Bases 1189 to 3078 code for a protein of 629 amino acids. Lineage: Eukaryota; Metazoa; Arthropoda; Insecta; Diptera; Tephritidae. The transcript has 3 exons. Gene Ontology annotation, molecular function: RNA polymerase II cis-regulatory region sequence-specific DNA binding; DNA-binding transcription factor activity. The record is from RefSeq and is a predicted model, not a curated record. Gene Ontology annotation, biological process: regulation of transcription by RNA polymerase II.